CCUUCCAACCAGAAGACAAAGGUGCAUGCCAAGCAAGUCUGUGAAAGUUUCCGACAACAUAACGAUGGCCGAUUCGACUAAAGGACCAGAACUAUCUAAAGCUGAGUAUCUAAAACGUUAUUUAUCCGCUGACGAAGAUGGCAAGAAGUCAAAGGGGAAGCUUAAAAAGAAACGGCUUAAAGUUCCCGAAAAAGGUCUUAAAAUAGUAGACGAUGACAUUGACUGGAAACAGCUGGUCACAGAGGAGAACGAGAUUGAAGAGGACGAAGAGGAAGCUCCUGUGAUUGCUGAGAUGAUUGACGAUCGACCAGAGGAGGUGAAACAGCUGGAGGCCUUCAGAACAAGCAAUAGAUGGAAAGUGAUUGGAGCUGACGAAAGUGAAGACACAGAAGAGGGGGAAGGAGAAGAGCAUCAACAGGCAGAGCCAGAGGCAUCAAGCAGGAUUCGCCAUGACUCUCCAGACACAUCCCCCCAAAGAAGAGUUCGCCAUGACUCUCCAGACACAUCCCCCCAAAGAAGAGUUUGCCAUGACUCACCAGACUUGUCACCUUCUAGGCAACGGUCAGGAAAAUCAGGGAAGGCACAAAGUAAAGAUUCAUCCCCUGUUAGAAGAAAUCCCAGCUCAUUAUUAUCAAGUAAAAAACGUUCACCUGAUACUCUGGCAAAGAGGGCUCAGAACAGGCAUGAUUCAGACUCUGACCAGUCACCUCCAAGAAGGAACUCAAAAACAAAACGAGGCUCUGAUUCUGACCAGUCGCCACCCAGGAGGCGGCCGCGGGGUGGAAAGGACUCUGAUGAAGAUCUGUCACCACCUCGUAGGCCUGGCCAGGAUCCGAGGAUGCUUUCCGGUGGGAAGGCAGGUCUGGUUUCUGUAGAUGUUUUAAGGAAGGAGCAGGAGGAGAACCGGCGCAGAGAAAAAAAAAACCAGCCACUGGAAGAUGAAUCCCGCAAUGCCCAGACUGUGUUCCGAGACAAGACUGGUAAAAGGAGAGAUUUGGAUACGGAGAGAGAAGAAAAGCUGAAGAAAGCUGGAGAAAAAGCAGCAAAGGAUGAGAAAUAUGCUCAGUGGGGGAAAGGGUUGGCCCAGGGCCAGAUGCAUCAGCAGAAACUUGAGGAUGCGGUGCAUGAAGCCCAGAAGCCGCUGGCACGUCACUGCAAUGACGAAGAUCUCGACCGCAUGUUGAGAGAGCAGGAAAGGGACGGAGAUCCAAUGGCUGCGAUGCUCAGACGGAAAAAGGACCGCAAUACAAAGACACAAACCAAACCUCGAUAUAAAGGUCCACCACCACCUCCAAACCGCUUCAAUCUUCUACCAGGCUAUCGCUGGGAUGGAGUUGACAGGUCAAAUGGUUUUGAACAGAAACGCUACUCGCGAAUCGCAGAUAAAAAAGCCGUCCAGGACGCAGCAUAUAAAUGGAGUGUGGAGGACAUGUAAGGGCAAUUCGAAACGGAUGGAUCAAGAGCGGAGCUGAAGAGCAGGACCGCUCCUCCAUAGAAUUAGACAGAAACUAGAAUAUCUAAUCCAUGCUGUUAAAACAACUGCAGAUCAGACGCAUCUACAAAUGGACUGAGAAAGAUUUUGUUCGCCAUUCAAAGUGAUUUGAGACUGCAAUGGACAGAGUCAGAUGAUAACAAAGUGAUAAACUACAAAAAUAAUUGUACAUAGCAGUGAAGUGACAGCAUCUUUUAUUAUUUUAUAAUUAAGUUGAUGUGGAGCCAAUACAGAUGUGUUUUUCACUGUUUUAAUAAAUAAUGUUUUUGUAAA
Messenger RNA from Cottoperca gobio, 1765 nucleotides. RefSeq names its product BUD13 homolog (gene bud13). Gene Ontology annotation, cellular component: U2-type spliceosomal complex; RES complex. The record is from RefSeq and is a predicted model, not a curated record. Lineage: Eukaryota; Metazoa; Chordata; Actinopteri; Perciformes; Bovichtidae. Gene Ontology annotation, molecular function: RNA binding. Gene Ontology annotation, biological process: mRNA splicing, via spliceosome.